This is a messenger RNA of Rhea pennata, 6086 nucleotides long. RefSeq lists its product as uncharacterized. The coding region runs from base 1 to 1527 and encodes 508 amino acids. The record is from RefSeq and is a predicted model, not a curated record. NCBI's taxonomy places the organism in Eukaryota, Metazoa, Chordata, Aves, Rheiformes, Rheidae. The transcript is spliced from 3 exons.
AUGGUCCCAGUCCACCUCUCAAGCCAUGGGACCCUCUCCAAGCUGGCCUUGAGACAUCACCUGCGCUGGUGCCAACUGGGGCUUGCCAGGGCGAUGAGGGCAGAGGGGCCGCAGGACCUAGAACUUGCCCAGAGGAAGCUCCCGGCUGGUGCUGGCCCUGGUGGCUUACGGAAGGAGGCCACAAUUUCUGGCCACCAAAGGGAGGUGAUAAUUGCUCCUGAGGUGACAAUUGCUCUUGCUGCCCAGGAUCUAUAUUGCCCGUGGAGGAAGAUGAUUGGGCUUGAUGCGGCCGUCGGCGGCCUGGCCUCCUUCUUCAGCUCAUAUAAGGUAAAAAGAAAAAGGUUUUUCCAGAUCCUCGGCGGCGUGGAAGGACUUUUCGCCGAGGACUCCCAUGCCAGCUGCUUAAAAACCCCCGGCUGGCGGCGCCGGGGUCCCAGCGGCGGGUUAUAUUGGGAGGAGACGAGGCGCCCGGCGGGCUGGGUCGUGGGAGCAACGGGAACAUCGUCGCUGGAGGCAGCCGGGAGCACACCAGGGCUGUACAGCUCCAGAAACAUGGCCAGCAGCAAGACAUGGGCAGAGCCCAUGUGCCAGCACUGCAUCGGUGCGGGCACCCCCAUGUGCCUUUUCUCUGGGCACCGGCAGCCACACACACACUCGCGGCGCCUGCUGUGCUGGGCAGCCUGGGCAGGGCUGAGGCACCCACGACCCAGCCGCUGGAAAGAGGCUGGGCACUUCCCAGGAGAUGCCCCAGCCGAGCCAUCCCGCGUGGAGGAGGCUGCUGCCAGCUCUGCUCGCCGGGUGUGCGCGGACACUCCUCUGGGCGCUGCUGCGGGGCCGGCUGCGAGGGACGGAGCUUGGCUCUGCAAAGGUUUGGGGCGGCUGCAGGGCAGAGUGGCCCUGCGGGCUGCCGUGUCCCACCAGCAUCCCUUUGCUCCGGUUUCCUGUAGCUCCUUUCCACACUUGGCUGGGGCUGGCGGCUGGCUGGCCCGGCCGGGGCUGGCCCGGGCUGGGCUGGGAGAUAAGCCCGCGCCGCCGAAGGCUUUUCCCAGACCGCACUCCGGGGUGACUCACGUCGCGGCCAGGCACAGCCGUCUGCGCCCUGCCGAGCCAGCCCAGCCCUCCGGAGACGCUGGCCGAGGGUUUCUCCGGUGCGGGGGCUCUGGCCCAGCCGGGGCCGAGGCGUGGUGCACACGUAGGAGAGCACCCAGCAGGCUGUCGGCUGCUCUCGCAAGUGCUCUGGGUGAGGGCUGCCCAGAGCCGUUUCCUUACGAGCUGCCCUGGAGCUUGGGGCACCAGCAGGCUCCUUUUCCCUCCUUCUCUUCCUUCCCAAGUGAUGGGGACCAGGGGAGCAGAGGGCCAGGCGGCGCGGCGGAGAGCCCCGGCACGGAUGCGUGUUGGGGUUGUUUCUGUUGGGGUUGGCGUCCCAGCUGGGCUCACGCUGCUCCCAGGCGGCCCGGGGGGGGCAGCGUGCCGGAUGGAGGGACUGCAGCCCGGAGACAUGCCAUCUGCUUCUCGUCAGGUUGUUAGGAGCGCCGAGGCUGCCGGGGCCCGGCAGCAGGACGUUGUUAUGAUAGAUGGUCUGUUUAUCACGUUUCGGCUCUGCUCAGGAUGUUAGUGCUUGCCUGCAAAAGACAUUUCUGGGCUCAGUCUCUCCCUCCCUCCUCCACCUUCCUCCGGCUCCCCCUAGGAGCCCGCUCCUGCUCCCGCGGUUCUGCCGGGGCUGCAGCCUCUGGGGCUGCCAGUGCAGGAGGAGGAGGACGUCCUCCCUGCGGCACCCGGCCAUGCCACUGGAAGGGCUCGGCUCAGCUCUGCCGCCCCGGGGAGCAGAUCCAGCCAGUGUCCGAGCUGCAGGAGCUCAGGCUGGCUCCAAGCUGGGCCUGAAGCCUUCCUGCAGGUGUUGUCCAGCUGCGGGCUCUCCCCUGCACCAACCCAGGCUCAGCAGGGACCACAGGGACUUUCCAUCAGCUCUUAACCCCCUGGAGCCUGAGCUGGGGGGAUGCCAGUGCUGGGAGCAGCCGCCCGGCCAUGGGAAGAGGUGGAGGGCAGGGAGUGAUGCACUGCUUGAGAUCCACAUCUCCCACCCCAUGGAGGUGUCCUGGCCCUGCUGAGCAUGAGUCCUGGGUCCCAGGGCCAUCACAGCACCGCGGGGGCAGUGUUUCCACGCUUCGGCAUCCCACUGGCGCUCAAGCUGAGGCCCGAGUCCCUUGGCCAUGAGAAACACCAGCUGCCAAUGUGCCUGGGGCCAGGCUUUCUCCUACCGUGGGGGUGGCGGUGGUUCUCUCAGCCAACGCUCUGCCCUAUGCUCCCAUACCACUGGCAGGGUCCCCGCUUCUGCAGCCCCUGGACAGCCCUGCUUUCCAUGAAACCAGACCCUGUGCUAUCAUACAAAGGAAGGGUGAAGCAAGGGAGGGCACCCAGGUUUUCCUCUCUGCCCAUCCGGCUCCCCAUCUCACUUUGUCACCCAUCUCUCGUGCAGGCCCUCUCUUUCUCGCCCAGCUCUGUCCAUAUCCCAGACUCUCUACCAGGCUAUUCGGGACAGAAACCCAUGGGCCAGUCCCUGCUGAGCUGGUGGCCGUGCUGAGCAGUGAAGCCCAGGUCUGCCCUAUGCCAGGACAGUGCCACACAGACUUCCUGGCCCAGUCCAUGCCUGCCUGCACUGCAGAGGACACGAACAUGCUGCUCCUAAAAGGGACCUCUUGUCUACACCCCAGCAGGGCAGCCAGACCCGCAGCCAUGCCGUGGCACAACCCCAUAGCCCUAGCUGUGCACUGGCGCACGCACACCACGUAAAACCAUCCCUAAGCACAGCCUAGGACAUACACACCACAGCCCUGCUCAUCAGUGCCCACACACAAGCGUGCGAGGGGCGAGAUGCCACCAGUCAGAGGUCUGCUGAGUCCGGAUGUCUGUCUCUGCCAAGGUGAAGCUGGCAUCUGCAAGCCUCUCCAUGAGCCCUCGCCCGGUGCCCCGGGCCACCCACGUGCUGCUGGCCUCAGCAAGAAGGCAAGAGCAGCCAUGCACUCCUCCAUGUCUCCCAGCCCAAGGUGCAGUGCUGCAUCUCUGGUCAAUUGGGAGUCUGAGAUGAAGCACUGUAGCUCGGGAAGGGAGGAACUCUGCACCAUGGGGCAGCCCUGUCAGGAGUCCCGGGAGCUGUUGGGGGGGGCACAACACAUCAUGCCCCAUGAGGGAGACAGAUGCAAACAAAGCACAUGAGGCCGGGCAGCAAGACUGGAAGCCAAUGCAGCAGCACAUGCUAGUGGAGGCCAGGGCUCAGGGGGCAUUUCUAAGGGCAUCGAUUAGCCAGGAGACCCUUUGGUUAGGGGUCUACCUCCUUCUUCCUGCCAAUCUCUAGUUGGGCUCUUCCAGCCACACUCAUGUUUUGGACUUCCCCCUGCAAUCUACAGGUGGACAAACAACAGAGCACUGAGAAGGAAGCCUGAAGAUUACCAGCAGGUCCCGAGGGCAUCCUACUGCAGGAGGUAACUCUCGUGAGCCAGAGUUACCAAGUCCCAGCUAUGGGGCAGGGAUCGCCCCAUAGCUUUGUGUUGCACAGAGGGGAAAAGGAGGGAUUAGCUGGGAGGUGCAGGGUGGAAAGAGGUUCCUCCGUGCAACAAAGUCCUCUUUGUCAGCUCAAGUCCCACCACCAGAGGUGGGGGGGAGGAUCACCACCAAGUAUGUACAAGGUGCAUGGAAAUAUGGGAGCUUUAUGUGGCAAGGUUCUCCGAGGGGACAACAGGGACAAGGCAGCAGCAUCUCUCCACCAGUCAUCCAGAGACUUGGGUGGAGGAAAGGAUGCUUUGGACUGGAGCUGGUGGAGAGCCAAGGUCGCCGUGUCCUCAGGGUCCAGUUUUCCCAGGAAUCCCUUAGGCACUAUGUUGGGGAUUCCUGGAAAUACUGUUCUUGGGGCCACGGCUCGGCAGCCGGAGAUAGUCUGUCCCUCAAGGGGAACCAGAACCUUCAGAAGCAUCACAGACCAAGGUAUGGCACCAUUUCUGUGCAUUUCUAGGGGCUGAGAGAGAUAGUGGGAGCCCUCUGACCCUUGGUUACCUCAAAUGUGGGGAGCUGCACAGUCUGACCCAGAGCGCUCCAGCUCCCCAGACCCAGGGAUGACAGAUAUCCCCCCCCCCCCCAGGACCAUAGAUCAUUACAGGAGGACAUGGCUGGCAGAUGGCCUUUUGCUUUGCCUCUGCCCUUUGCUGCCCUCCAGGAGGAGCAGCUCUCCCCUGGGGUCCUGUGCACAUCACUUAGCCACCGUUGUGUCAAUAAAGGUCUAGAUUCAGGAGUAAAUCUGUCCUGGCCAUUUCUUUGGGGCUGGGAGCAGGGCAGGAGUGACAGCACUGCUGCACCAUGAGCACGGGGCUGUGCUGAGACAUUUGGUACAUCAUCCCUGUUGCUGCUCAGCAACACAACCUGUUCUGGGCAGCCCCCACCUUGGCCAGGAGCUGAGAUCUCUCCUGAGACCAUAGGGCUCUGCAGCCUGUCCUGGGCACUUGGCAUCUGCCCAGCAUUAAACAAAUCCUUCAGUAACACCAGCAUCUUGGCUCACGCCUGGCCAAGGCUGAGCACUGAGCACCAGGAGAGCCCCAGCCUGCAAAGCCCCCUCUGACUCUGGGCUCUCUCCAUUGGGCAACUGUGGCAUCCCCCCAGCACCGAGGCUGCAGCCCCUAAGUUGGCUGAGCCCCCUGGCUUGGCUGAGCCCCCCAGGCUUGGAGCACAAAAAAGAAGGGAAGCUCCUGGGACUGCAGGAGUAGGGAGCAGACCUGGGGGGACAUCCCGCAUGUUGGUUCAUCGGCAAGGUGUACGUGGAGGAUGUGUCCUCUCUAGACACCUGCCACCUUUCCACCACCUCUUCCCUCCACACUGGCAUCAGGAGGCCCUGAGCAGGUGCUGCUCUGCUCCUCCAGGCUGCAAGGCUGCACCUCGGUCCCCAGCCCCAACUGUCCCGUUCGGCCGAGCAGAUGUACCCCUGGCAGGGGCUGCCCUCUGCCCUGGGCUGUGCUCAGGAGGAGCAAGGAGAGGGCGGUUAAACUACCACAGUGCCUGCUCUGCCCCACGGCCUGCACACGGCCCACAGCUGUAUAGGAUUUGGGAGGGGAUGGAGGUGCAGGACAGAGGUGCAGGAUGGAGACAGGCCCAGUUUGGGGGUGCUGUUUGGGGGUUCAGGAUGGAGGCAGGCACAGGUUGGAGGCGCAGGUUGGAGACGCAGGAUGAGGCAGGCACAGGUUGGAGGCGCAGGUUGGGGGUUCAGGAUGGAGGUAGGUGCAGGUUGGAGGCCCAGUUUGGAGGUGCAGUUUGGGGGUUCAGGAUAGAGGUAGGUGCAGGUUGGAGGCGCAGUUUGGGGGUGCGGGCUGAAGCAGGCGCAGUUCGGAGGCGCAGGCCGGCGGCGCGGUGGCCGGCCGGGCAGACGGCAGGUGGCAGUGCUGCCUAGCCCGCAGCAGGCAGGGCCGCACUGCCCACCCCUGCCAGCCCCCGGGGGGGGGGGGGAGGAGGAGACCAGGGCCACCGGGGACCCCCGAGCAGCACCACGUGCAUCUCCACAGCCACACCGCCGCCGAGCUCGGGGAGGCCGGGCUGGGCACCUUCACCGGCUGCCCCGGGACGGACGAGCCCACCCCCGUGGUCACGAGCAUCCCACGGUGCCGGGCUCCCGGGACCGCCGAGGCAGGCUGGAAACGCCCGGGCCGGGAUGGCAACCUCCAAAUCGCGAAUGCGGCUGGCAGAGGAAACCUGGGCGGGCGAGGAAACCCCGCUCGGAGCAGCCGCUCCGAAACCCCAGCGCGCGCUGCCGCGGGCGGGCGGGAAACGGCGGCUCUCGCCAGGGCUGUCGAAAGUUCUUCCUGCCCAGAACAGCGAGGAAAAGUGGAAAUCGCAAAACCUUUUUGGAAAUGACAGGCCAAAAAUCCCCUGCAAGAGCAGUUCUGGUCUGGGGUGAGUCCAGCUGCUCCGUUUCAACCAUUUCCAGGUGGUUUGUUUUGAUUUUGAUUGUUGGGGGGGGGUAUUACAUGACAUCCAGUUGCGGAACGGAAAGCUGUUUCUCACACACACACAAAUUAAAAAAAUACGGCACUUAGUUCAGGAAAUGCCAA